Effrenium voratum is the source of this 324-nucleotide messenger RNA. The record is from the annotation of a GenBank genome assembly. NCBI's taxonomy places the organism in Eukaryota, Dinophyceae, Suessiales, Symbiodiniaceae.
AUGGACGCCAACGCCUUCCACGCGGCCAUGCGGUGCUCGUUGCUGCCGGAGGUGGAUACCUUGACCUACCAAGGCGUCUUCAACGAGCACAGCUACCAGACUGGUGGCCCUGAGCAGGAACACGUGCUGGCAAUCAGCGCUGGAGCCAGCCGUAUUGGGGAGGAUGUUUGGGUGGCUUGCUUCCUGAAGUCCUGCCGCGACGGGCAGCCCCGGGACGGUAAACCCAUCGACGUGAUCGUGGUGCUUGACGUCUCCGGAUCCAUGACGCUCGGCUUGCGCCCGGCGGUGAACGUGAGCCGCUUCUUGGGCCCUCCACGGCGCUGA